UAUAUAUAUAUCACACAGUUGAGCCAGCAGACUAUAUUUUCUGAAAGCAAUAUAGAACUGAUGCGUCUACACGCUAAUAAAGAUGAACACGUUCACCGAUUUGGUGUAGCUACAUCAAAAGUGAAGUUGACCAAAUCUUAUUGCAAUGCGCUUUCAAAACAACCAUCGUCUGUUCGACAUUUGCAAGAAGAAAGCCCUGUAAAAGGCAGUAGAAUAUGCAGGAAGUGAUUAGAGCAUCAUCAAGCAUUUGGUCAUUGGGAGCAAUCAGAUUAACAAAACAAUAAGAGAAAUACCUAGGCAUAAUAUAUAAAGGUAUAGGUCACAGGUAGUGCAAUGCAAGAAAUAAAAUAGAUAAAAUACAUACAUAAUUUGAAAAAUGACAG
Acanthoscelides obtectus is the source of this 383-nucleotide messenger RNA. Lineage: Eukaryota; Metazoa; Arthropoda; Insecta; Coleoptera; Chrysomelidae. The record is from the annotation of a GenBank genome assembly.